Molecule: messenger RNA, 2844 nt
Organism: Hirsutella rhossiliensis
Lineage: Eukaryota; Fungi; Ascomycota; Sordariomycetes; Hypocreales; Ophiocordycipitaceae
Product: peptidase family m28 domain-containing protein
Exons: 6
Coding region: 1-2844 (947 amino acids)
Biological process (GO): proteolysis
Molecular function (GO): metalloexopeptidase activity
Source: RefSeq, a predicted model, not a curated record
AUGAAGCUCUGCAACCCAUUCGCUUUCCGGCCCGGCCCGGUCACAUUCUGGACCACCGUCGUCUACCUAGCCGUCGUCAUCCCGCUCGUGUACGUGCACGAGACGGUCCCCGGCGCGCCCGCUGACGAUGCCCUGUAUGGCGGCCUCAACCUGACGGAGGCGUGGCUCGACCUUCAAACUAUCACUAGGACCUAUCAUCCCUACAACAGCCACGAGAAUGAUCGCGACAAAACCCAUGGUGCUGGGUCCGACACCAAAGCUCCCAGAGUCACCGUCUUCGAUGACCGCAUGGCCAACGUCACAUACACGUCCAAGGGCCCCCAGAAUUGGACGGCCCAGUACUUCGAAGGCAGCAACUUUUACCUUUAUAUCCGCGGAAAGGAUGAUCCCCGAGGUGUCCUCGUCAACUGCCACUUCGAUUCGGUCUCGACCGGCUACGGAGCCACCGAUGAUGGCGUGGCGUGCGUGUCCAUGCUCCAGCUCCUCAGCUACUUUACCUCCCACGGCCGCCAGCCCAACAACGGCAUUGUCUUGCUCUUCAACAACGCCGAGGAGGACGGCCUCCUGGGAGCCCGCGCGUUCGGCUACAGUCCCUUGCUGAGCUUUUGCCGCACAUUUGUCAACCUCGAGGGGGCCGGGGCCGGCGGCCGCGCCAUGCUGUUUCGUACAACGGACCUCGAGGCCGCCAAGGCGUACGCCGCGAGCCCGCAUCCUUUCGGCUCGGUGGUUGCAGCGAAUGCCUUUGAGCGAGGAGUCAUCAAGAGUGCCACUGACUACUCCGUGUUUGCUGAUGUCUAUGGCCAGCGCGGACUGGACAUUGCCUUUUACGAGCCUCGCUCGCGCUACCACACACAAGAGGACGAUGCGCGCCACUCGUCCGUCAACAGCGUCUGGCACAUGCUCUCGGCCGCUCUGGCCUCGACCGAGGCUCUCUCCAAGACGACCGGCGUUGACUUCGAAGGCCCUCGCUCGGAUGGACGGAAGGACCUUGUCCAGAACGGCAGGCCAACCGAGGGCGUCUGGUUCGAUUGGUUCGGCAACGCAUGGGUCGCAUUUCCGCUUAGAGGGUUGUUUGCGUGGUCGCUGACUCUGCUCGUCGCCACGCCGCUGGUGCUGCUUCUCGUGACGUACUUGCUGGCCCGGAACGACAAGUACUACUUCUUCGCCAGAAACGUCAAGCCGGACAGCUCAGACGUGGAUGGGGAGUUGGUCUCUCUGGGAGGCUGGAAGGGCUUAUUCCGCUACCCGUUCGCCUUGCUCUUCGCGGCUGGGCUGACUGUUGCCUCGGUGUUUCUGGUCGCAAAGAUCAACCCACUCAUCAUAUACAGCAGCGACUACGCAGUAUGGGCCAUGACCAUGUCGUUGUUCUACUUUGCAUUCUGGCUGAUUGCGCGGGGCUCGAGCUUCGUCCGUCCCAGCGCGCUCCAGCGGGGCUUCGCCAUGAUCUGGCUCUACAUCAUCACUUGGAUCGUGCAGGUCUUUGCCGCCGUCGCCGAGGAUCGCAUGCACGUCGGGGCCCUCUACUUCGCCGCCUUCCUCCAUACGGCGGUGUUUGUCUCCCUUAUGAUAUCAUUGCUGGAACAGUUUGCCCUCCCGACCAAGCACGACUUUGCUCACCAGCUUCACGACACGGAUCGCGAACGCAACUAUUCUGUCCAGCGCGACGAUCAUCACAGCGCCGCCGAAGAGAGCGAUGGGAAUGCCCAAGGAAUCGUCGAAGAAGACGAUGAUGCCGAGGACCCGACAGAGACGACCCCGCUCAGGGGGGCGCCCAAGCUGCAGAGCCAAGCGCCCGACGAGCGCGAACAGGCGUGGUCUGCCCGGCUGCCCACGUGGACGUGGCUCAUUCAGCUCCUGCUGCUUGCGCCAGUGCACGUCAUUAUACUCGGAAAUCUUGGCCUCGUCCAAACGACGGCGAUGGCAAUGACGGGGGUGGAUGGCAACAGUCUGCUGACUCCAUUGAUGGCCAUUGGCAUCGUGGGCGUGCUUUUGUUGCUUCCUCUGACACCCUUUAUGCAUCGCAUCAGCUACCAUGUUCCAGUCUUUCUCCUUGCCGUCUUCGUCGGCACGCUCAUUUACAACCUGGUCGCCUUCCCCUUUUCUGUCAGUAACCGGUUCAAGUUUAGAUUCCAGCAGACGGUCGACCUGGAUAAGGGCACCAACGUGGUCGAGCUGUCAGGCCUGGAAGAGUUUGUCCGGCCUGUCAUCGCAUACCUCCCAUCGGCAGCCGGACAGGAGAUUGAAUGCCUCAAGUCAGUCGGAAGGAUCGUGGAAUGCCAGUAUGACGCGUCAAGCCUUCCGCCAGACCCAGCGGAUGGAGAGAAGCUCGAUAGAUUGGUGUCGAUCGAGAUCGCUAGGUCGUCUGACGGACGGUCUGCGAGCGUACAGGUGCGCGCCUUGAACACGAGAAUGUGCCACCUGGACAUCUCGAGCCCGAUUUUCGACUUCUCCGUGGAAGGCGGAGGCCACAGAGAUGACCGAUUCGGUGCUCUUCCGAGCGAGGGCUUCCAGCACAUCCAACUUUGGAGGCGGACAUGGGAGGGAGCGUGGAACGUGACCCUGCAGCUGAGUGGUGAUGGGCACUCUGCGGCCAGCAACGAAACAGGCUCGAGCGGCGCAGUCGGGGAUCUCGACGACGUGAGGGGCGAUGAGCUCAAACUGCGAUCGACUCCGCCGGCCAGUAAGCUUGAGGUGGCCGUCAGAUGCGCGUGGGAUGAUGCCAACGGGGCAGUCAAAAUCCCUGCAUUCUAUGAGCUCAUCAGGUUCAUGCCCGAGUGGGCCAUUGUCACGAAGAAGGCGACGGGGCUCGUGCAGGUGAGGAGAGGUUCCCAGGUGCCGUCAUGA